Molecule: messenger RNA, 1669 nt
Organism: Drosophila erecta
Lineage: Eukaryota; Metazoa; Arthropoda; Insecta; Diptera; Drosophilidae
Product: T-cell activation inhibitor, mitochondrial
Exons: 3
Coding region: 159-1616 (485 amino acids)
Cellular component (GO): mitochondrion
Source: RefSeq, a predicted model, not a curated record
GGAUUUUUGGCAUUCUGCGCUACGGUCUUACCCAUUUUACCUCAUAAUUUCAAGAUCAGGAGUUAUAUAUCUAAACAUUUAAUCUCUUAGCAGUCGCUACCGUAUGCUGGCCAUCUGUGACGAGGGGCAGGGUUGUGCCGCCGCCCACUGCUUACAUAAUGUCCAUGUCGUUGGGCGCCAAGAUCCGGAAACUGGUCACCAGCAGAAGGCACUUCCUGCUUUUGCGCCGAUCGCUGAACCAAGAUCUGACAACUGCGCUGCGACCCUUCUACUUUGCGGUGCAUCCGGACUUCUUUGCCCAGCAUCCGGAGCAGAGGAACACCAACGAGAACUCGCUGAAAUUGCUAAGUGAGCACUUGGAGGCUUUGUAUGAACGCAGGCAGCGGAGUGGAGACACCCAAGUGCUCAAGUUCUAUGUGCGCACCAGUUCGGAUGCUGACAAGCGGGACUCCUUCAAGCUCAUCCAGAUACGCACGGACUGGCAGAGUACACGAGAUCCCAAAACCUUUAUUCAAGGCCUUCUUGAGUCCUGCAACUUGUCCACGGAGUAUGUAAAGAACAUUAAGGCCCAGCCUGAGCCGCCAAAGACCUCUGGCUUGGAUUUUAAACCAAGCCACGACUAUCACUAUGACAUGGAGUUCGCCGAGUUUGAGUCUCAGUUAAAGAAUGAGCGUGCCAGCAAGCGUCCAGUGCUGACCACCUGGCUGGAGGAGAAUGCAGCCACAGCCAAGCAACGCUCUAAGGAAACUGCGGAUCUGCAGGCCGAAAUCGACAAGCUUAAAAAAGUGCUGGUAGAGAAACUGGAGUUGCAGGAUGCCCGCUACGAAUGCGGCUGGAACAUUGAGCAUUACCGCGGCUGCUUGAAGACCCUAGAGCGACUGUCCAACACCCAUUUGUUGGAAAUGGCUCCCCUGAAAGGUCGUAUAGUGGUUUUUGCGCCCUUUACGGGCAUCAGUUUAGAAGGCCAUGUAAUGCUAUUUACCGGCGACGUACUCAGCACCUGGAUUGACUUCAUCAAGAACAUUCCGCACCAUGAUGCCUAUUUAAAGGUGGUGCCCGUGUAUGAACGGACACUGUCUCAGGUUCUGCUGAACAUCCAGAUAGGCCGUCGCAAGUUUAUGCCAAAACAACAGGCAAGUGGCUAUGCAAGCUACCUCAUGAAGGUGACCACUUCGCUCAGCGAUUACCUAGGCAAACAAAAAUAUCCGCCGGAAUGGCCGAAAACGCUGAAAGAGUUCACCAUAGUGGUGGAAUCAGAGGCUGGUCCUCUGAUGGUAAGCCCCACUGGUCAGUUUAUCACACCAGCCACCUGUCCGGGCUCCAUACUCGUCGACUUCAUCAGCGUCAACAUGGAGCAGGCCAGGGAGCGUAUGAAGAAGUACGCUCAGGACAAGCACAUCGAGCAGGAGCUGAUGGACUCGUGCAUUAAGCAGCUACAGCUACAGUCGCUGACCAAAGAUGACGCCAUCACCCCAGACAAAAUGAUAACAUCCCUUAGAGACUUAUCCCAGCUGCAGUUGAAGGAACUGCAGGGAUGCAAGCUCCACAUAACCCACUACUUCUCGGUACUGACCGACGGCGUUGUGUGCAUACCCUGGGAUUUUCAGCAGAGGUAGUUCGAUUUUCUCAUGUGCCUUAUUAGUGAAAAUAAACAUAGUAAUAAUUUUUA